Molecule: messenger RNA, 575 nt
Organism: Peromyscus eremicus (cactus mouse)
Lineage: Eukaryota; Metazoa; Chordata; Mammalia; Rodentia; Cricetidae
Product: von Ebner gland protein 1-like
Exons: 6
Coding region: 1-468 (155 amino acids)
Molecular function (GO): small molecule binding
Source: RefSeq, a predicted model, not a curated record
AUGGGCAGGUGCCUUCUCCAGGUGUCAGGAACGUGGUAUGUGAAAGCUACAGCAUCUGACAAGAAGACUCCUAAAAAGAUGCUCGGCUCUGUGUCUGUGACUCCCAUGACCAUCAAGACCCUGGAAGAGGGCAACCUCGAAGUCAAGUUCACUGUCCAGAUUGCAGGAGAGUGCCGAGAGAUGAGCGUUGUCCUAGAGAAGACAGAUCAACCUGACAAAUACACAGCCUUUGGGGGCACUCAGGUGCUCUACAUCAUACCAUCUGCAGUGGAGGACCACUACUUCUUCUACUGGGAGAGCAACAAGCACAGGUUUCAGUUCCGAAUUGCAAAACUCUUGGGUAGAGACCCUGACAUCAAUCAGGAGGCCCUGGAAGAUUUUCAGAAUGCUCUAAGAGCUGGAGGCCUCAACGCAGAGAACAUCUUCAUCCCCAUGCAGAGUGAAACCUGCCCUCUAGGAAGCAAUUAGGGAGACGCAUGGGUCCAGGCCUGCCUCAGAGCAUUGCUCCACCCUGACCAUCUGAGCACAGGACACAGAAGGAGCUCUCUCACUCCCCCUUCUGGCUUCACCCACCC